This is a messenger RNA of Cladophialophora immunda, 2097 nucleotides long. RefSeq lists its product as uncharacterized. The coding region runs from base 121 to 1485 and encodes 454 amino acids. The transcript has 2 exons. Lineage: Eukaryota; Fungi; Ascomycota; Eurotiomycetes; Chaetothyriales; Herpotrichiellaceae. The record is from RefSeq and is a predicted model, not a curated record.
GUGGCUGUGGCUUCUGAUUGUCAUACUGCGCCACACUUUAAGCCAGGUGCCCUGAUGAAGGGUCGAUUCCCCUUCAAAACCUCGUCCUCUUUGAUAUGAGCGGACUCUGAAUCCCUCUCCAUGUUGCUGUACCUUCUUAGUCAGGAUCCCGAGUGCGGACAAGGCUCCAUCGAGAUUGAAGGGCGUCAUUGGAAACUGGCUGCCUACAACUUGGAUGCACCUGAUGCCGAGCACAUACGAUUCACUUGUGUCUCCUAUGCAUGGGGCGAGGGAAGAGAAGGCAGUCCCUUUCAUCCCGGUUAUGACAUUUCCGACCGGACGAUACCAGCAUUGAACGCCGUUGUGAGCCACCGCCCGUCCUGCGCUCGCAUAUGGAUCGAUGCAUUCUGCGUGCCCGUCGACACGCCGGAGAGAAUCCACACCUUGGAGAGCAUGGGCUUUAUUUAUUCCCGGGCCGAGGAAGUCAUUGUCGUCCUGUCCACGGCCGCACGCCCUGUGCUCGAACAGAUGAGCACUUCCGAUCGCGUCGACCCUGUCCAUCUCGAUGCUUUGGAGAGGGAGGAAUGGGUUUCGAGGGCGUGGACGUAUCAGGAAGCGGCGAACAGCAGGGCUCUCUACAUCACAUGCGAGGAGCCCCGCGGGAUCAUCAUCCCAGGCAGCCAUUUCCUGAAUUGCCUUGGCUACACCCUGACUCGCCUCGACGGCUCGGUCCCCACGGCAGCCGACAAGAGGCAGCGAUACCCGCGUCUCGACGCAUUUGAGGACCUGAUUGCAGAGCACAUGCUCGCCGGGUACCAGGAACGCUCUGCCCUGCAAGUCAUGUCGAACAUGGAUCGUCGCACUCAACGCCGAGGCGAAGACCACUUCUAUGCCAUGAUCGGCGCCAUCAGCACUGCGCGCGCCAGCUCCUGCCCGACUCUGGACCCUUGCGAGGCGUUUAUGUCCCUAUGCGAGAGGAAGGGUGAUUACUCGUUCAUCUAUUCCACCGCAAAGCGAGACUCGACGCUGUCGAAACGCUGGCGUCCGGUGUCAGGAGAUCUCCCGGCCAUUUUACCUUGGCAUUGUUACGGCGAGGGCCAGCCUGCUCAUGAGGCGUCUGGGUCCUUAUAUCUAGACCUGAUGCUGCCGCUUGAGGUCUCGCCAGUAGACGAGGAUGGAAAGAAGGUCAUCCAAGGAUGGCUUGCCGCGAGCAAACUUGGUUCUGUCGACUCUGGGGAAUCCCUCCAGGAAGCGGCCUAUGCGGCCCUUCGAAUCAUGGGCUUCACCGGCAGUCCAGACUGCGUGACCACGACGCAUGGUUUCUUUUUCCCAUCCGAGCGGAUCUCCACCGACCAAUCCAUCACCAUUUUGGUCGCGACUGAAGUGCGAUGGAGCUUUGGCGCGCCGGGGCUUGCUCGCUACAGCGGAGAGGUGGAAACGUACACCCCUGGGGUGUUUUUCGGCCGCAUCGACAACGCAGCCGCUGUCUCAGUCAAGGUAUCCUGAAUGAUGGACUGGGGAGAACGUCAAAGGUUUCGUCGCGGGGAACGAAAUACUUCACGCCAGAAGGACGAAGUGCCGCUCAGAAGGCUUCACCCAAAGCUACAACAGCAGCUAAACCCUCCCGUCCCCUCUAUUUUGUUCUCUAUACCUCCAUCGUGGUGGAAGUUGAGUCACGACGGGUUACUUCCUCGGUGCUGCACCUGCUAUAUUUCUACCUGUUUCCGGGGUAAGAUCAGCAGAAGGCAGACUCGUCAAUGCCCAACUACCUAUCUUCUGGGGCACUACACAGCGUGCUGAUGAUACGUACCCACAUACGCACAUGCAUAUAGCUUUGCUUUCGAUGUUGUGGUAUUAACUCAACGUCUACGCCUCCAUCGCGGAUCAGACUCUGCAAAUUGAAAGGAGGCGGAGUGAUGGUGGGUAAGGAUGUGGGUGUAAAAUGUAUACAUGCACACUAAGGGUGAAUGCAUAAUGUAUAUGCAAUGUUUACGUAGGUAGAGCAGGGAGACGAAGGCUAAGCGGACGGGACCGAGGACGGAGAAGAUCUAUUCGUGCGGAUAGAUCCAUUGAUUCCAUUCCUUGCAUGGACAGCGUCUCCCUACAGUAAUAUUCGAG